Molecule: messenger RNA, 2094 nt
Organism: Penicillium angulare
Lineage: Eukaryota; Fungi; Ascomycota; Eurotiomycetes; Eurotiales; Aspergillaceae
Exons: 5
Coding region: 1-2094 (697 amino acids)
Biological process (GO): regulation of transcription by RNA polymerase II
Cellular component (GO): nucleus
Molecular function (GO): DNA-binding transcription activator activity, RNA polymerase II-specific; RNA polymerase II cis-regulatory region sequence-specific DNA binding
Source: RefSeq, a predicted model, not a curated record
AUGUUCAAGAAUAGAAACAAUGACCGGAAACCGGAUAAGGGGUUAAUCAAUAGAUUCCAGGCGAAUUUCUCUGGUAUCAUGAAAACUACCUCCGAAUCAGUGCUCGAUCGAUCUGUUAACCCCAAAGACUUGCAGCGCAAUAAUGCCACCCAGCUAACGCCAGAACUUCGCUUCACUCCUUUCCUCGACGACCAGUCUCUUCCAAAUUCCACUGCGGACAGACGCUGGAACAAAAGUUUCGGAACCUUCAAUACAGGACUUCAUGGGUUCGCUGGCGAUUUACAUACCCCCACCUUGCAGUCCAACCUGUUGACGCCUGAAACGCUCCUGAAUCACUAUACAGAUGCAGUCACUCCUUUGCAUAGAAAUAAGGUCGCAAAGGCUUCUGAUCCAUUCGAUCUACAAAGUCUCGCGCCAGAAGUACAUAAUUACUUUUGUGAGGAUGCAACAUCCGCAAAACAACCCAACACUUUCGCUCAGCCUGAUGCGGAGCAGGGAUUAUACAACGGAACCAAUGGGGAGAUACCUGUUGGAAACCUGGCUCUCAAUGGACAGAUCAUGUCUGGACUUGUGGAUGGGGAAAAUAUUCCAGAUGUUGAGAAACUGACAUUCAGCCACAACACCAAUUUUCGGUACAAAGUCUCACUCACCACACCGACCGCGAUGAUCCAAGGUUCAAACGACAUCCCCAUAACUUACUUAAACAAGGGUCAAACAUAUCCUUUGACUAUUAUCGAUUCUAAGCCCCCUUCAACGCAAAACGGAUUAACACAUUACCGAACCUCAAUUCGCAUAACCUUCGACACGACAGAACAUACAUCAAACCCCAACUCCUGCUGGAGCCUCUGGAAGGCAAGUUCGGCACAAGAUAUGUCGCGCAAAAGUCGAGUGAUGAAUGCAGUGGAACUAGCCAAUCUAGGUCAGAAUCAAGGUCAAACAAACAAUUUCCAUGUGGAAAAAACGUCGCUAGAUGGGUUUUCUAUUAAAUGGUUUACGGAUGCAUCAGGAAUACCAGCUUGCACGCUCGGAAUUCGAUUCAACUUUCUUUCGACAGAUUUCAGCUAUUCCAAGGGAGUCAAGGGGUCUCCUCUCAGACUUUUGGCCAAGACAGAAACUAUCACUCCAGACAUUCCUGAGCUCAGCUACUGCAAAGUUAAAGUAUUUCGCGACCACGGUGCGGAACGCAAAAUGUUCACGGACGUUUCUCAACUUAAACGAGCCAUUGAGAAACGCAAGGAAGAGUAUAUCAAAGCUCUUAGUGGAGCAGGUGAAAAUCUUGGCAAGCGAAAACGCGGCAGCCGAAUCGUCGAAAAUAAUCAAGAUGGAGCUGAACGAGCGGCAAACCUACAAAACGACCUAGAUGCGGAGUUGGCAGACAUGCAUAGGGCAUUUUCAUCCAAUUUACCAAUCAGCGAAUUCUGUCUGCCCGGCGACGUGCAGGAUGAUCCCGAUCUGUUCCCAAUUCAACUAUCAGAUGAGGAAACGCAAAUCCCUCGCUCCAUGCCACAGCCGGUUCUCAAUAAUUUGACACCACCUUCCACAUUAGACAGCGAGUCAAGAACCAGCAAUCUAUCGCAGAGUCCAACGAAUCAACGUACACCUAAAUCCACCGGGAAGGCUGCCGCGCGUAGCAGCUCUUCAAUUAAGGAUACAAGUCCCACGGGUGACAAUAUCUCCUUUCAGAACGCAUAUAUGAGUACAAGCGCCUCUACAGAACGCUUAGUUCCUAAAAAGAAUGAAGCCGAAGGCGGCGAGUCGGGAUCCGGAGAUAAACCGACGUGUUUGUAUAUUCGCUUUCAAAAUGGGGACAAAUCCGAUGAUUUCCAUACCGCUUUAUUCUUACAGGAACGUACUGCGCAAUGCUUGAAGAUGAUCAUUUCGCAAAAGCGAAAUUUCAGCGCCGAUCUUGAAGUGGAAUUGUACCAAGUCAAGGAAAAUGGGCUGAAGGUACGAAUUGAUGACGAUGUUGUCCAGCAAAUUUCCAAUGAUCAGGCCAUGUCGGCGGAGAUUUCUGAGCCUCUUCCUUCGGAUAAUAGCACCCAAGGUGAAGGCAUGCGCGCGCCCGGAACAAUCGAAGUCAGACUAUACUUUUAG